Telopea speciosissima is the source of this 3850-nucleotide messenger RNA. Its product is annotated as auxilin-related protein 2-like. Gene Ontology annotation, cellular component: vesicle; cytoplasm; intracellular membrane-bounded organelle. Lineage: Eukaryota; Viridiplantae; Streptophyta; Magnoliopsida; Proteales; Proteaceae. Gene Ontology annotation, molecular function: clathrin binding. The coding region runs from base 399 to 3374 and encodes 991 amino acids. Gene Ontology annotation, biological process: clathrin-dependent endocytosis; clathrin coat disassembly. The transcript is spliced from 8 exons. The record is from RefSeq and is a predicted model, not a curated record.
AAGGAGAUAAAAACCAAGGCGAGAGAGAGAGAGAGAGAGAGAUUUGAAAAGGCCAGUGCAGGUCAGAAUUCCACCACCCACGUCCUCUCUCUCGCUGCUGUAAGCCUUCCACCUCUGUAGACGACGAGGAGGGCACGCUCCACCUCCGAUUCAGUUCCGAUUACUGAUUCCAAAUUUAGUCAAAGCCGUCGAUUCAUUUUUGUCUAUCCUCGGAUUUUCACAUUCUUAUUAUUUCUUUGCUGUAUGCAUUAUUUGGAACUUUUAUCACCUGAGAUCGAUUGGCGUGACACGAAAUUCUGAACCCUUAAAUUUUACUCCGAACCUCAAAAACCCUUAUCUUCGAAUAACUCUUUCUACCUCAAUUACGCCCAGAUCUGGGAAACUUAAAUUGACGAAACAUGGAUGAUGAGUUUCCUGGUCUGUUGGCGAGGGAUUUUGGGCACAGACCUCAAGGAAAAUCGGCUCCCAUGUCAGCAUCAAAGAGUACUGGUGGCCUUAGCAGCGGUGGAAACCUAAAUUUCGGUAUCGGAUCAGGGGGAGACUCAAGAUCGUCCUCAGUCUCGUCUAACCGUUCAAAAUCGGCCUGGACUUCGAAUUCCGCUGGUGGGUCUUUCCUUGACGAUCAUGAUGGGCUCUUUGGUUCCACAGGGAAUCAGAAAACCCAAAAUUCUGGAGGUUUUGGGAGUUCCGACGAUGUGUUUGGUGGCCCUCCUAAGUAUGAUAAUCGAGGGGAAACUCGUGGUGGUGCCUCUUCAGCUUCUUCAUUCGAUUAUGAUUCUAUAUUUCAAGGAUCGAAGGAUUCGGGCUCAAAGUUUUCAUCUUUGCCAGUUUUUGAUAAGCCUAAGUAUGAUGAUGACGACGAUAUAUUCCAUGGGUUGCCGGGAGUGAAGAACUCUUCUUCUACUGCAAAGAAGGAUGAUGUGUUCGCGUCAAUCUCUUCGCCUCCGAAACAGAGUGCUCCAUUUGAUGAUCUAUUGGGGAGCUUUAUUCGAAAGGAUCCGGAUUCUAAGAGUUCGAGUGGAAGGAGAUCGGAAGAAGUAGGGAAGGAUUUUGAUGAUUUAAUACCUGGGUUUGGUGGGAGCAGUCCUCUGAAGAACAGAGCAACUUCAGAGGCCAAUCAGCCUCAACAGUCUACUGCUCCUUCAACUAAAUCAACUUCCAGAAUGAUGGAUGAUCUCUUUGUAGUCUCAGAACCAACUUCUUCACCAACCUAUCCACCCUCAGGCUUGUUUGCUGAUCCUCUGGAGCAAAUGAGUAAGCCCAACAAUUCUGGAAGUGCGAAAUUUGUUGGUUCAGCAGGUAGUGGGACAGUAUUAGAUGAUAUGGAUCCCCUUGAUAGCCUUGGGAAAUCUGUUCCCCUGUUUUCAACUGAGGUGAAUAAAAAAGGGAGGGAGAAAAGCCCUUUAAGGGCAGGUAGCAUGGAUGCUUCUGCUGGCAAAGAGUCGAAUGAGAAACCUUAUGUGAGGGCAUCUGAGAAUGCGUCACAAAAGAAGGUGCCUGUUGACAAUUAUCGGGAAUCUCAUCAAACCCUCUUUGACAUUCCCAGUGGUUCAUCAAAUUCUAAUAAACCUACUGGCUAUGCUGGUUCUCGCCCUUCUUUUGUAAAUGCCAAUUCUAAUGGGACAAAUUCUCAGGCAGACAUGUCUCCAACAUCUGAAGAGAAUCUGGAAGCAGCUGAUGAUGUAUGGUUGACUGUCUCUGAAAUCCCUCUUUUUACACAACCUACAAGUGCUCCACCACCUUCAAGACCACCUCCUCCUAGACCAGCACAAGUUUCGAAAAGAGAUAAAAGUUCUUUUGCACCUGUAAAUAUGAAAAAGAAAGUUAGUGAGCUCCCCACUUUUUCGCAUUCCACUCAGAGCUUCCAGAGUCCUAAGACGGUCCCUGAUUCAGCUAAGAGCUCCGGUGUCUCUUCAAUAUAUGAACUUGAAGACUUUGCCAUGGAUAGGUCCCGAAGUAAUGUUGAUGAACAUGCAGACAUUCUAUCUAGUGAGGAAGACAUAGAGACAAACUCAGCUGCUGCUGCUGCUAUGAAGGAGGCCAUGGAUAGAGCUGAGGCAAAAUUCAAGCAUGCUAGGGAAGUAAGAGAGAGAGAUAAUGUGAGGGCUGCAAGAAGUAGGGAGCCUGCCCAGCAAGAUGCUCAUGAGCGAGAACUCAGAGAGAAACAAGAGAGAUUAGAUCGUGAAAGAGAACAGGAGAGAGAGGAGAAAGAAAGAGAACAAAGGAGACUUGAGAGGGAGAGAGAAAGGGCUCGGGAGAUUGAAAGAGAGAAGGCCAGACAAGCUGUGGAGAGGGCUACUAAAGAAGCACGUGAGAGAGCAGCUGCUGAAGCUCGCUUAAAAGCUGAAAGGGCUGCUGUUGAAAGGGCAAAAGCUGAGGCACGUGAACGUGCAGAACGAGCUGCUGUUCAGAGGGCACAAGCUGAAGCUCGUGAAAGGGCAGCAAUUGACGCGAGGGAGCGAGCAGAAAGAGCAGCUGCAGAAGCCAGGUUGAGGGCAGCUGCAGAAGCAAGGGAGAAGGAGGCACAAGAGAGAGCUGCUGUUGCAAGGGCUGAAGCAGAAGUACGGCUUAGAACAGAACGAGCAGCUGUUGAAAGGGCUGCUGCAGAGGCUCGAGAAAGGGCUGCUGCGGAGGCUCGAGAAAGGGCAGCCGCUGCAGCUGCUGCAAAAGAAAAUCAGCAAAAGAAUGAUAAUGAUCUCGAGUCUUUCUUCAAUAAUAUGGGUGCUCGGCCAAGCAGUGCACCAAGACCAAGGCCUAAUUCUUCGAAUCCAUUUGAAACCCAAUUUCAAAAUAAGGGAGGGUCCGAAGCUGUGCGUAGAACAUCUUCUGGAACUUCAUCCACCAUGAAGAAGGCAUCUUCCUCCACAAAUAUUGUUGAGGACCUUAGUUCAAUUUUUGGGGGGACAUCCUCUCCAUCUAGGGAAUUUCGGGAAAUUGACGGGGAGAGUGAGGAAAGACGGAGAGCCAGAUGGGAGCGUCACCAGAGGACUCAGGAGCGCGCAGCAAAAGCACUGGCUGAGAAGAAUCAGCGUGACCUUCAGAUUCAGCAUGAACAAGCAGAAAGACAUAGGAUUGCUGAAACGCUGGACAUUGAGAUUAAGCGUUGGGCUGCAGGGAAGGAAGGCAAUCUGCGUGCUCUGCUAUCAACAUUACAAUAUGUGCUUUGGCCUGAAUGCGGUUGGCAGCCUGUUUCUUUGACUGAUUUGAUCACUGGUGCCUCAGUUAAAAAGGUUUACAGAAAAGCAACCUUGUGCAUCCAUCCCGAUAAGGUGCAACAGAAAGGUGCUAAUCUUCAACAGAAAUACAUUGCAGAGAAGGUGUUCGACCUUCUUAAGGAAGCCUGGAACAAAUUCAAUUCAGAGGAACUUUUCUAAAUUCUUUGCUUAUUAUUUUAUUCUGAGCUGCUUCAUCUGGUAAUUGCACGAGUUGGUGGGGCAACAAUACAGGAGUGAUGGUAGGAUGUAUGAUUUCUCACUACAAUCAUGCAUUUGGCUUGGUAUCACAUUAUGCCAUUUGCUAUACAGGUUUCCUUCUGAACUACCAAGGUGCCAAAGGUACAGACUUCUUUUUGAUUUUGUUGAUGUAAAUUGAUGUUGUUUAGGGGAAAUGUACGGCUCAAAUCUAAGUUAAUGUUGAAAUCGGAAUGGCUGAUCAUUGUAGAGUAUUCAUAUCCAUGGAUAUAUCAUAAGCCAUCUGUUUGAGUUAAUUAGUUCCUUCAUUAAUUUUUUUGAGUGCUUGAUUGAUUGAACAGAUACCAAUGUUUUUAUUGGUAUCUUUGUAAUAUCAAAAUAGACUCAGCAAUUUUUGUUUCUUGAAUUGAGAAAUUGAAUGUGCAGUUUGGACCCUAUGU